GAAAGGAUAUGGAUUAAGUUUAAUUUGAGUUAAUUAGAUGCUAGUAAGUUUUUGUAAUACAAUCUGUUUGAUGACUUAGUAUAAAAUUUUCUUUAUUACUAAAAGGAAAUGUGAGUAGACUAAUUCAAGAUUCUAACGUAGUAUUAUCUAGCAGAUAAUUUUUUUUUUUUUUUAAUUUCUAAAUUUUAUAUUUAAGCAAAUAUAAAUAAAAUCAUAAAGUGGAGUAAAGCAAAAGUUGAUUAACUCCCAGCCACCCGUGUCUAAACAAGUACAUUGGAAAGAGUCUGUUUGCAUGAUUCUUGAUGUUACUGCCAGCCACCCAAAUGGGGUCUCUGCAAACACCAACAAAUCUCAGCAACAAUUCAUGUUCAUGGGUGUCAGGGAGAGGGGUGCAGGGUUUGAGUGUGUUAAGGCAAAUGGGGUUUUUUUGUUUGUUGAAGGGACGAAAAAGCAGAAAGAUCCAAUCUUUGUGUGUUACAUGUUCUUUUAGUGGUGGUGCUCAAGAUGGUUCAUCAAUUGCAGAAAAUAAGAAAGUGUCAGAUGUUUUUCUUUUGGGACCUGAAAGAGAUGGUUCUGGCUCUGUUGUUGGUUUUCAAUUGAUUCCUCAUUCUGUUACAGGUGAUGCAACAGUGGUCGAGUCUCAUGAUAUUAUAGCCAAUGAUAUAGAUGACUUGAUUGAGGAUGCUGAAGAAAUGGAGGAAACCCCAACCAAAUUAACUUUCAAUAUCAUUUUUGUUACCGCUGAAGCAGCUCCAUAUUCCAAGACAGGUGGAUUGGGAGAUGUUUGUGGUUCUUUGCCUAUGGCAUUAGCUGCCCGGGGUCAUCGUGUAAUGGUUGUUUCACCUAUGUAUUUGACUGGAGGUCCUUCAGAUGAAAAGUAUGCCAAUGCUGUUGACCUUGACAUGCGGGCUACGGUCCACUGCUUUGGUGAUGCGCAGGAAGUAGCCUUCUACCAUGAAUACAGGGCAGGUGUUGACUGGGUAUUUGUGGAUCACCCUUCUUAUCACAGACCUGGAACGCCAUAUGGUGAUAUUUAUGGUGCAUUUGGAGAUAAUCAGUUUCGCUUCACUUUGCUUUGUCACGCAGCAUGUGAAGCACCAUUGGUUCUUCCACUGGGAGGGUUCACUUAUGGAGAGAAGUGCUUAUUUCUUGCUAAUGAUUGGCACGCUUCCCUGGUUCCUUUACUGUUAGCAGCCAAAUAUCGUCCUCAUGGUGUUUACAAGGAUGCUCGUAGUAUUGUCGCAAUACACAACAUUGCACAUCAGGGAGUGGAGCCUGCAGCAACCUACAAAAAUUUGGGAUUGCCUCCGGAAUGGUAUGGAGCACUUGAAUGGAUAUUUCCCAAUUGGGCAAGGGUGCAUGCACUUGACACUGGUGAAACAGUGAAUGUUUUGAAAGGGGCAAUUGCAGUUGCUGAUCGGAUACUGACAGUUAGCCAGGGGUACUCAUGGGAAAUAACAACUCCUGAAGGGGGAUAUGGGCUACAUGAGCUGUUGAGCAGUAGACAGUCAGUUCUUAAUGGAAUUACUAAUGGAAUAGAUAUUAAUGAUUGGAACCCGUUGACAGAUGAGCAUAUUGCUUCUCAUUACUCCAUCAAUGACCUCUCCGGAAAGGUUCAGUGCAAGACUGCUCUGCAAAAGGAACUGGGCCUUCCAAUUCGACCUGAUUGUCCGCUGAUUGGAUUUAUUGGAAGGCUGGACUACCAGAAAGGUGUCGACAUAAUCCUGUCAGCAAUUCCAGAACUUAUGCAGGAUGAUGUCCAAUUUGUAAUGCUUGGAUCUGGUGAGAAACAAUAUGAAGACUGGAUGAGACAUACCGAAAAUCUUUUUAAAGACAAAUUUCGUGCUUGGGUUGGAUUUAAUGUUCCAGUUUCUCAUAGGAUAACAGCAGGAUGCGACAUACUUCUGAUGCCUUCAAGAUUCGAACCAUGUGGCUUAAAUCAAUUGUAUGCAAUGAGAUAUGGAACCAUACCUGUUGUUCAUAGCACCGGGGGCCUAAGAGACACAGUGAAGGAUUUCCAUCCAUAUGCUCAAGAAGGAAACGGUGAUGGUACCGGGUGGACAUUUUCUCCUCUAUCGAGUGAAAAGUUGCUUGAUACAUUGAAGGUGGCGAUUGGGACUUGCACAGAACAUAAGUCAUCUUGGGAGGGGUUGAUGAAGAGAGGUAUGGAAAGGGACUAUUCCUGGGAAAAUGCAGCCAUUCAAUACGAGCAAGUUUUCGCUUGGGCCUUUAUGGAUCCUCCAUAUGCCAGAUGAUUUAUCAAGAAAGAAAGCUAACGGGAUAUAUCACUAAGCUAUACGCGGAGCUGUUGGUGCUAUCAGCUAACGCCAUUAGGUGCCCACUGUUUGUGAUUCUUUCUGACUUUAGAGAAAUCAAGUUAGUUCCAAAGACAUGUAAGCUUAUAUGUGAGGGAGAAAAAAAGGACACUUAGAAACCAAGAGGAGUGGAAACAUGUAAAAAGAAUUUUUGAGUUUUUAAGGCCAAAUGAUCAAAUAUUUGUUCUCAUUUUAUUAAAGAUCUCAUGCAGUAUCUAAAA
Molecule: messenger RNA, 2536 nt
Organism: Capsicum annuum
Lineage: Eukaryota; Viridiplantae; Streptophyta; Magnoliopsida; Solanales; Solanaceae
Product: soluble starch synthase 1, chloroplastic/amyloplastic
Exons: 15
Coding region: 303-2255 (650 amino acids)
Cellular component (GO): chloroplast
Molecular function (GO): alpha-1,4-glucan glucosyltransferase (UDP-glucose donor) activity
Source: RefSeq, a predicted model, not a curated record